Molecule: messenger RNA, 3288 nt
Organism: Poeciliopsis prolifica (blackstripe livebearer)
Lineage: Eukaryota; Metazoa; Chordata; Actinopteri; Cyprinodontiformes; Poeciliidae
Gene: col9a2
Product: procollagen, type IX, alpha 2
Exons: 32
Coding region: 142-2208 (688 amino acids)
Source: RefSeq, a predicted model, not a curated record
CUCUCUCCUUCUGAAAGCACUUUUUUCCCCCCACCCCUGUCUCUGCACUGUGCCAGAUUAGCAGAGGAGUGAAGGAGCAGAAAGAGGAGCGAGAAGAGAGGAUUUGCCGAUUGGAAGAGAGACAGACGGGGGUGAGGGACCAUGGCUGCUCUCUCCGCCUUGCUGAAGACCUGGGUCGUCCUGCAAACCCUGUGCCUGGCUCUGGCACAAGUGAGGGGCCCGUCCGGCCCUCAGGGUCCACCAGGUCCUCCUGGCAUCCCUGGCUCCGAUGGCAUUGAUGGGGAGAAAGGACCGCCUGGUUCCCCUGGCCCACUGGGACAAAAGGGAGAGCCUGGAGAGCCCGGCCCUGAUGGACCCCCCGGAGAGAAUGGCAUUGACGGUUUGAUUGGAGCAAAAGGUGACCGCGGACCAAUCGGUAGCCCCGGCCCAAAGGGUCAACCGGGACCAAGUGGUGAGCCUGGACGUCCAGGAGUCGGCCUAGCAGGUCUGGCUGGUGCCCCAGGGCCAAUUGGCCUUCCAGGUCAAAUUGGACCGCCUGGACCAAAGGGUGUUUUGGGACCACCAGGUCCUCCGGGACUCCCUGGACCUCCAGGCAAACCGGGUCCUCCAGGCAAGUUUAUUGGUCUCGAGGAGGGUAGCGCAGACCUGCAGUGUCCUCUCAACUGCCCAGCAGGACCCAAAGGCCCUCAGGGACUGCAGGGUGUAAAAGGACACAAAGGGCGCGCCGGCAUUCUCGGAGACCCCGGCAGCAUAGGGAAACCGGGACCCAAGGGAGAUGUCGGUCUCUCUGGGGAGCAGGGCAUCCCAGGACCCCCGGGUCCGUUCGGUCUUCGGGGAUAUCCAGGAAUGAUGGGUCCUAAAGGAGAGGCCGGCCCUCGUGGAUACAAGGGCAUUGUUGGACCUGUAGGAAUUCCUGGACCUCCUGGUGAGGAGGGACCUCAGGGGCCACUUGGAGACUCGGGAGAAAAAGGAGACAAAGGCGGCCGAGGCAUCCAGGGCCCACAGGGGGGCGUUGGCAAAAAGGGGGAGAAUGGUCUUCCGGGUAUCGAUGGAAAAGAUGGCACACCUGGCAUUCCUGGAAUCAAGGGGGCUCCUGGGCAACCAGGAAUGCCUGGCCCUCCUGGUCCUGCGGGGACAGCAGGUUUGCCUGGCACACCAGGGGGAAAAGGGGAACCUGGAAGAAAGGGGGAACCUGGACCAAGGGGCCACAGUGGGAUGCCUGGUACUCCUGGUCCUUUGGGCGAACCAGGUAUUCCUGGAGGGCCAGGUAUGGAAGGAGUUCCCGGACCCAAGGGUGACAGAGGACAGCGGGGACCAGUGGGGCCACAAGGAUCAGUUGGCAAGCCCGGGAGCAAAGGAGAAAGAGGGCCUAUUGGUAUCCCAGGUGCACAGGGACUUACUGGGACUAAAGGGGAUCAGGGCUUUCAAGGAAAAGGUGGUCCAAAGGGAGACAUAGGCGACCCAGGUGUUGAAGGAUUGGCUGGCGAGAAAGGCGAAAAGGGUUUGUCUGGUGAACCUGGGCCCAAAGGACAGCAAGGAAUUAGGGGGGACCCCGGACACAACGGCCCCACUGGAGACCCUGGGAAACCAGGGGAUCCGGGGUCGCCUGGGCUGCCGGGUCCAAGGGGACUCAACGGAGAGAGAGGAGUUCCCGGCAUACCGGGCAUUGCUGGACCAGUGGGGCGUGAUGCAUCUGACCAGCAUAUUAUUGAAGUGGUGCUAAAGAUGUUGCAGGAAAAACUGCAGGCUGUGGCAGUGAGUUCCAAAAGGGCUGUGCUUGGUGGUGCGGGUGUAAUGGGACCUCCCGGGCCUCCAGGUCCACCAGGGGCACCUGGCCCCCAGGGGCCACAUGGCAUUCCUGGCACCCGUGGUAUCCCUGGUAUGUUUGGGGGACCUGGGCAGAUUGGAAACACUGGGCUAAAAGGAAAGAGAGGGCCGAAGGGCGAGAGAGGAGAUCCAGGUAAACCUCACCCAGGUCAACCAGGACCUCCAGGGAUACAAGGUCCUCCUGGCGUUGAUGGUGUGGCUAGAGACGGCAGGCCCGGUGAGAGAGGACCUCAAGGAGCAGCUGGUGAGCCGGGUCACCCUGGUAAGGCAGGGCCCCCAGGUCUUCCCGGGUUCUGCGAGGCGGCAAUGUGUCUGGCGGCAUCGGCGUACGCCUCGCCGAGAUUACAAGAGGCGGGGACGAUCAAAGGACCCAAUGUUUAGAGACCCCCGGCCCUCUCUCUAAAUCAACUGUCGGGGGGAGAGAGGUGAAGAGGAAAGAGAGAGACUGCUCUCCUCAGUUGGACAACAUCAGGAAAUGAGAGCUGGGGAGCAGUGAUAGGACGGCGACUGGCUGUUUAGCUUCUCCCCCUGUCCUCCAUCUCUCCUAGAUAUUACAACUGGAAGUUUUUUGGGAUAUCACAAUCUUAAUCCCACACAUCACCAUGACAACAGCAGCUCACAAGCCACCCACAUCUUUUAAGAAUUCUCCAGGGUUUUUUUUUUUUUUUGUUUCUUUGGAUGAUGUCUGUAUCAGUCCCGUCCAAAUGCCACACUCCUUUCCUUGGCAGUGAGACAGGAGCAGAUUCAGACUGAACCUCCACGUGUCCUACCUACGGACACACCGUCUACAAGCCGAGAGAUGCUGAAAAAAAAAUUAAGUACAACGGUGAAGGGUGCUUUUCUUUAAUGACGCGAUCACUUUAGAUGCGAUGACUUGUGUGCUCUUGAACAUCAUCUUACCUCUGUUUCGACUGAGACGUCAAACCUUAAAAAUGUACAAUAAGGACCAAUAAAUGAUUGCAGCCCAAGUUUUCACUCAGUACUGUAUUAUGAAAUGCAUCUCCUGAUCUGUAAGCCUGAGUGAAAUCCUUGAUUUAACUAAUGUAAAUUGCUUCCCCUUCCCUCACCCCUCCGCUUUCUACCUAAGUCUCAUUUUAAAACCUAACGACAAGCUUUAUCUCAUCCCCUUGUUGCCAGGCAACAGCAUAUCCCAAUAGGCACUCCCAUCUCCCACAAUGCAGUGCUGUAAAUCUUUGUAAAUGUGUGUUGAUUAUUAUGUGCAGGAAUACCGUGCAGAACUCUCAGAAAUGAUGACACUUCCUCGAAACAAUUGGCUAUUAGUUCAAUUGUGCUUUCCAUGCCACUGUCAGAUUUCCACAGGAUUACUGGUUUAUGUCAUUAAAAAGAAGCUAUUUAUUGUUCUUGAUAAUAAUCACCUGUAAAGAAAAAAGGGAGGAUUUAUUUCUGGAUGUUCAUUCUUCCCAAACACCAAUAAAGAGGAAACGUUUUAUAAAAAUCCAA